AUGAAAUUCGAGCACCUGGCUCAUUUUUAUUCACAGGGUAUAGCUGAGACCUGGAAGUGCAGGAAGUUUGGUGAGGGUCUGAAAUAUGAUCUGAAGAGAGUGGUGGUGCCUAUGGCCAUCACGGAGUUUCCAGCCUUAGUAGAGAAGGAGAAGGUAGUUGAGCGGUUGGAAGGUGGUAACCGCGGGGUGAAGACUGCUGAGGGGCCAUCUGGGUCCAAGAAAGGAGGGAACCAAAGGAAGCCGUAUGAUAGGCCCCAACCACAACAAGGGGGUCCUGUCAUCAGGCAACCUUCUGGUGCUACAGGUGGAGGGAGACAGGGUGGAGGUGCCACUCUGAGAUGUUAUAGGUGUGCUGGUCCCCACUUUGUCAGGGAUUGCCCGCACAUUAAGAGCCGUUGUUUCAGAUGCCACCAGAUGGGCCAUGAGUCGGCCAACUGUCCUACUAGAGGUGUACCAGGGAGGAGUGAUGCACAGGGAGGUGGUGCCCAGAGGGGUGAUGCUCAGAGGGGUGACAGACCCACUACAGCUGGUAGGGUAUUCGCCUUGACUGGGGCUGAAGCUUCUACUUCCUCAGAUCUUGUGAAAGGGAAGGGUAGAGCUGCUGGUAAGGAUGUGAUGAUCCUUUUUGAUUCUGGUGCAUCUCAUUCAUUCAUAUCUUAUGCUUGUGCUGCUGUGUUGGGAAUGGAUUGGUUAGCUGCCAAUCGUAUUCUUAUAAAUUGUGCCAAUAGGCGGUUGAUUUUUCCUCAGGAGGAAGAGGAGCUGUUGAUUUCGGCUGGCCAAGCUGAAUCAUUGGAGAUGGAGUUUAGCAUUGACCUGGUCCCAGGCGCGGGGCCAGUGUCGGUGGCUCCCUAUAGGAUGGCUCUUGCUGAGCAGGUUGAGCUGAAGGGUCAGUUGGAAGACCUGUUGGAGAAACAGCUGGUGCGGCCGAGUGUAUCGCCGUGGGGUGCUCCUGUGUGUUGGGGAGGCAGAGCAUUGGUGGAGAGGUACCCAUCAUAUGCUGACCGCCAGAGGGGUGGUUGUUGA
Messenger RNA from Cajanus cajan (pigeon pea), 1023 nucleotides. The record is from RefSeq and is a predicted model, not a curated record. NCBI's taxonomy places the organism in Eukaryota, Viridiplantae, Streptophyta, Magnoliopsida, Fabales, Fabaceae.